UCUCCGAGUGUCUGAGUGCGAAUCGCUAGACACGCAAUUAGGAUCUGACGUUGACAGUUCGAAAGAAUCAUGGGCGUGAUUUACAUGAUAAUAUUUCAAAUAUCUAUUGUACUUUAAUAUUGGGAUUACGAUAUAAUGGAUAUAUAAACGCGAGACAAUUUCUCCAACUCGAUUUGAAUGUAUCGGAAGUAUUACAAGGACACGAUAUUUUAAUCGCAGCUUUACGUCCGCAUGCAAUGGCUGCGAGCAAUAACAGUUUUAUUAGUAAACCAGCACGAGGAUGGUUGCAUCCAGAUCAUCUAGUGAGUAAAGAAGGGAUUACUUAUACAGUGAAGUAUAUUGGAUGUCUUGAAGUAUAUACCUCUAUGAAGAGCUUGGAUUUUGAAACACGUUCAUGUGUAGCCAAGGAAUGUAUAAAUAGAGUUUGUGAAGCUGCUGGAUUGAAGUCUGCUGAUAAGAAGAGAUGGGUUGACAUGAAAGUGUUGAGAGCCAUAGCGGAUAAGCCCUGCAUGGAGCAUACUGCCACCAGUGUAAACCUGACUAUCAGUAGCUGCAGUUUAUCUUUAAGUAAUAUCGAAACUGGACAUAUCAUUGCUAGACAUGACAUGCCACGUAUAUCUUUUGCUUCUGGCGGUGAUACGGAGAUCCUGGAUUUCGUUGCUUAUGUUGCUAAAAAUAUGCUAGACUGGCGUGCUUGUUACGUACUUGAAUGCAAAGGUGGCUUGGCGCAAGAUGUUAUAUCUACUAUUGGACAGGCGUUUGAGCUCAGAUUCAAGGAAUUCCUUACGAAACCGGGUUCGCUGCACCCGGCGCUCAAUGGUGUAAGGGAAGCAGACAGAGAUUAUUACAACGAUCUUCCCGGGAAAGUGCCGCCAGAUAUCGGCCCACCACCAGUACCUCCUCUGCCGAAUACAGCGUCCACCUUACCUAAUUUGAGGCAUCAUCACAAUCAUGCAUCCCGUAGUCACGCGCAAAAUACCGCAGUCGAUUCAUUUUCCUCCGCCGUCGAUAGGCAUCAAGAGUGGGCAGAAACUGGAAAUCUGAUUGAUCUGAACUCAGAUGGUACUAUAUCUGCAUCAUCAAACUUAAAUUCUGUGCCUGAACACAAUUAUGUGAACGACACUGUCGUAGCUACCAACAGGGAUAAUCAUCGUGAGCCAGCGUCGCUUUUUGAUGUGUUCGACAUGGAACCAUUUAGUUCAGCAAUAUCAGACAUGAACAAAUUGAGUCCCCGAUCGCAAAAGCAACAAUUGAAGCAAGAAAUUUGGUUUCACGGGAGUGUCAGCCGAUCUGAAGCAGAAUCUAUGCUUACUAGAGAUGGUGACUUUUUGGUUCGAGAAUCUCAAGGUUCUCCUGGUCAAUAUGUUUUGACCAGCAUGAAUGACGGAACUCCGAAGCAUUUAUUACUAAUUGAUCCCGAAGGUGUCGUACGCACAAAAGAUCGUGUAUUCGAUAGCGUAAGCCAUUUAGUGCAUCAUCACUGUGACAAUGUAUUGCCUAUUAUAUCGGUUGAUAGCGUUCUGGUAUUGCGUUAUCCUAUCCCCAGGCAUACGAAUUAUUGAUUUUUGUAAUAACAUCGAAUAAUAAUUAAGGUUAUAGAUUUGAUAGCGAUUUUCCUGAUAGUUAUUUCUCACAUCUUCGCAUGCUUUGGAAAGUCCGGCUUCUCUCUUUGAGAUACAUUUUGAAAAUCGGCCUCCUUAAUAUUACGCACUACACAUAUAGUAUAUACAUAUUUUCUGUUUUAGUUCCUUUCUAGUACGCAACGUAAUGAAUUUUUUGUGCCUGAAUCGUAUAAAAUGUGCCAACUCAGUCGAAGCGAUUGAUAAAAUUCUUUGAAUUUAAAAAUGAGUAACAAAAUUGA
Odontomachus brunneus is the source of this 1861-nucleotide messenger RNA. RefSeq names its product SHC-transforming protein 1 (gene Shc). The transcript is spliced from 11 exons. Gene Ontology annotation, molecular function: receptor tyrosine kinase binding. The coding region runs from base 237 to 1562 and encodes 441 amino acids. Lineage: Eukaryota; Metazoa; Arthropoda; Insecta; Hymenoptera; Formicidae. Gene Ontology annotation, biological process: intracellular signal transduction; cell surface receptor protein tyrosine kinase signaling pathway. Gene Ontology annotation, cellular component: plasma membrane. The record is from RefSeq and is a predicted model, not a curated record.